AUGGUGACACCACGAAGAAGUGGGAUGAGCCCACAUUUGAUUGGCUGCUUACAGGAUCUUAAGAGCUGGGAGCGCGCAGGUUACGUGGACGACUGGGCAAACGUUACAGAACCACUAGAACCUCAUUCGCCGAUUGCGAUAGAGGACUUGGAGCUCGAUAUCACGAUUCUAGCCCUCUCCGGCCUUUUUCGACAGAGUGCUGAGUAUUUCAUGACGAUGUUACAAACAAAUCAGCUCAAUUUACUGCCAGGUACAGCUUUGCAAGUGGUACAAUGGCUAGCAUUUGCGUUUUCAGCAAUUUCCACCUUGGCAGUCUCGAACAUGCUGAGUAGUCAGGGCAUAGGAGGAAGUGCGGCCAAAAGCGUAUCAACAUCAGCGGCUGGCGGUGCACCUCCACCGCCACCUCCCAUGUAA
This is a messenger RNA of Pseudovirgaria hyperparasitica, 414 nucleotides long. RefSeq lists its product as uncharacterized. The transcript is spliced from 2 exons. Bases 1 to 414 code for a protein of 137 amino acids. The record is from RefSeq and is a predicted model, not a curated record. Lineage: Eukaryota; Fungi; Ascomycota; Dothideomycetes; Acrospermales; Acrospermaceae.